Molecule: messenger RNA, 457 nt
Organism: Acipenser ruthenus (sterlet)
Lineage: Eukaryota; Metazoa; Chordata; Actinopteri; Acipenseriformes; Acipenseridae
Product: NADH dehydrogenase [ubiquinone] 1 alpha subcomplex subunit 3-like
Exons: 4
Coding region: 99-353 (84 amino acids)
Cellular component (GO): mitochondrial inner membrane
Source: RefSeq, a predicted model, not a curated record
UGUAACAUGGAGAACUACAACUUCCGCUAUUGGCACCCGCAGCGAAAAACUACAACUCCCAUCACCCUCCUCUUCCUGUGACGUUCGCAAUCACAACCAUGGCUGGCAGACUUGGUUCAUUUCUGAAGAAUGUGUGGUCAAAGGAGCCGGUUGUGACGGCAGCUUGUGGAAUCGGACUCCUAGCUGUGAUCCUGCCGCUGGUCAGCCCCUACACUAAAUAUGCUGGCAUGAUGAACGCAGCAGUUCCCUACAACUACCCAGUUCCAGUGAGGGAUAAUGGGGCCCUGCCAAACGUUCCGAAGCACCCAUGUGACCCAGAGGGACCGAGCCUGGAUUGGCUAAAGAAGAUGUAAGACCACGCCCGCCAGGACUCAGAACACGCCCAACCCCAUCCACCCCCUGUUCUCCUGUACUGUGACUGUACAAAAUGACAAUAAAAAGUGCUUAUUUAAUUUAA